AUUUGCGCACUCUCUCUCCCUCUCGAAAUCCUGUCAAUCUGAUAUCUGUUUGUGGGUUUAGCACUGACUGAAACCGGAGAAGAAAAGCUUCAGUGCCCAAUUUGUUGCAAACGACAUUCUAAAGAUGGUAGAUCGAUAUUGGAUUGCCUUCCUUCUGGUGCUUUCAUGCCUUGUUGCACUUUUGGAUGCUAGUUCUGCUGAUGAUGACCCCACUUAUCGGUCCUGUGUAGGACAAUGUGAAAAGAAUGGAUGUAUUGGGGAACGCUGCUUUCUGAACUGUAACUUUUCUUCAAAUGGUGUAUCCAAUAAUGGUCCAUGGUACAUGCAAGAACCUCAUUACUUACGGUGGAAGCAAUGGGAUUGUCAAAGUGAUUGCCGUUACAAUUGUAUUAUUGAUAGAGAGAAAGAGAGGCAAGGAUUUGGUAAUGGGCCUAUCAAGUAUCAUGGAAAAUGGCCCUUCAAGCAUGUGUAUGGAAUUCAGGAACCUGCCUCUGUAUCUUUUUCUGUGCUCAACCUUGCAAUGCAUUUCCAUGGUUGUCUAUCCUUUUUCAUCCUUCUGUACUAUAAGUCGCCUCUAAGACAAGAUAAGUCGGUGUACCAUCAAUAUUCUACUCUUUGGCAUAUCUAUGGGAUUUUGUCAAUGAACUCCUGGUUAUGGAGUGCUGUUUUUCACAGUCGAGAUGUUGACUUGACUGAGAAGUUAGAUUACUCAUCUGCGGUUGCGUUAAUUGGGUAUUCCCUAAUUUUGGCCAUAUUAAGAAGUUUAAGUGUGACAGCUGAGGCUGCAAGAGUGAUGGUUGCUGCUCCGCUGCUUGCAUUUGUGACUACCCACAUAUUGUACCUCAACGUGUAUAAACUAGAUUAUGGUUGGAAUAUGAAAGUUUGUGUUUUAAUGGGAGUGGCUCAACUUCUUGUUUGGUUAAUCUGGGCUGGCGUCACUCGUCAUCCUUCUCGCUGGAAACUGUGGGUGGCUGUCGUGGGAAGUGCCCUUGCAAUUCUGUUAGAAAUCUUUGAUUUUCCUCCAUAUCAAGGAUUCUUUGAUGCACAUGCUCUCUGGCACGCUGCCACUAUUCCCAUUACCUACAUAUGGUGGAGUUUCAUUAGGGACGACGCUGAGUGGCAGACCUAUGUCCUUGCUAAAAAGUCGACGAAGAAAGCAAAGUAACCCCGUUACUGAACAAACUUGGAAACCGGUACUCUCUCUCUCCUUGCUUCGACCAGACAAAUGGUUUCAGUUUGUUGAAUUGGACAUAGUUCAAGGCUUUGGUAGAAUCUCAAGGGAUUAUAUUAGAGUUUAUAGGCAGUCAGGUUACAAGCUUUUGUUCAGAAUCAGGUAGCACCAGAAGCAAGUCAAGAGUAUCUUCUUCACUCACUGAAGAUCAUGUCUAACUGUCUAAGAUUGAAAUUUUUUUGACUGAUUGUUUUGCUAUUUGUUGUAGAAUACCACCUUUUAUUUACUGUUUUUCGAUCCUAGACUAGAUUUUGCACACGUGUAAUGUAAUCUGAUAUUAGUUUUUUUUUUUUGUUCUUUCUUCUUUUUUAGACUCUUUUUUAUCUGAUAUUAAUCAUUUCCAUCUAAUGAAGAAUUUAAACU
Molecule: messenger RNA, 1594 nt
Organism: Tripterygium wilfordii
Lineage: Eukaryota; Viridiplantae; Streptophyta; Magnoliopsida; Celastrales; Celastraceae
Product: post-GPI attachment to proteins factor 3-like
Exons: 6
Coding region: 125-1165 (346 amino acids)
Biological process (GO): GPI anchor biosynthetic process
Cellular component (GO): endoplasmic reticulum membrane
Molecular function (GO): hydrolase activity, acting on ester bonds
Source: RefSeq, a predicted model, not a curated record